CUUCGCGAGCUCAGCGUCGCGCUUACCUCUUGCGCACCCAACAACGAUCAAAAAGUGGUGAAGUUUGCAAGCGUCUUGCCACGGCUAAUGGUGCUCCUCAAAUCGAGGUACACUAACCCAGCAUUGUGGCGCGAAGCCAGCGGAGUGCUGCGUCUCUUUGAGGCCAGGUGCUCGCAGAGGGCGGAGACGCUCAGCAGCACCAGCGCCGUUGUCCAGAAGUACCUGGGAGAGGUUGAAGCUUUCCUGACCCAGCACGACCUAGACAUGCCGGACGUUGCCAUCAGCAGAGAGGCCUUCGCUGCUGCGGCCCUGGCCAACGUGCCCCUUGAAGACAUCAUGCUGGGGAUAGGCGCGGGAGCGCGGCAGGGCAUUGACGCCCAUUACGACGACACCGGCCCCAUCCUGGAUGACGAGGAGCGGCGGCGGCGCAUUGAGGGCAGCGCAGGCGUCGGCACCGCCGCUGCCCCCGCCGCAGCGGCGGCGGCGGCAGCCGCGGCGUCCGCAGCUGCUGCAGCGGCGGCUGACGCCGCGGGGGCAGCACCAGUGCCUGCAGCUACAGCCGCAGCUACAGCUACAGCCACGGGCACGGCCGGCGGCACGGAGCCCAGAGCAGGGGCGGGGCCCGGGACAGCUGCGGGGACAGCGGCAGCGGCAGGGACAGGGGAGGGAGCAGAGGUGGUGCAGGGGCAGGGGCAGGGCGGGGAAGGAAGAGGCGCAGGCGCAGGCGCAGGCGCAGGCGCAGGCGCAGGCGCAGGCGCAGGCGCAGGCGCAGGCGCAGGCGCAGGCGCAGGUGGCGAGGUCGGUGGAGGGGGCGCGGGGGCAGAAGGCGGCGGCGGGGCGGCGGCGCCGCGCACACGUGCGCAGCAGCGGGCGGACAUGCAGGCGACCAUCCUGGAGGGGAUACAGGCGGUGUACAGCGGCAUGUCGGCCAUAGCCCGCGGCACCGAGGUCAUUGAGAGGGAGCUGGAUGCAGUGCUGGCGGCGUUGCAGUCUCGAAACGCCGCCGACGCGGCUGCCUCCUCCCGGCCGCCGGCAUCGCGGCGUGUGGUGGCAUCCCUGCCGCGCAUCAAGCUGGAUGAAGCCACGCUGGACAGCAUCGGCAGGGACUCGCAGUGCAGCGUGUGCACGGAGACGCUGGCGGCGGGCGACGAGGUGCAGCUGCUGCCGUGCCGGCACGCCUACCACCCCGACUGCCUCAGGCCGUGGCUGGAGCAGAACAACAGCUGCCCGCUUUGUCGUAAGGAGCUGCCAACGGACGACCCGCGCUACGAGGCCAAGAAGGAGCGCGAGGCGGAGGAGGCGGCGGAUCGCGCCGGCGCCGCCAACGCCCUCAGUCACAACGAGUUCACCUACAUUUGAGAUUGCAGGCAGGCUUGACAGCGGUAGGCCUGUUUCGGCCUGUAGUUCGCAGGCUUGACACCCUUGGGCGUCACUGGCGUAACGAUGCAGCGUGAUCGACGUGUCGAUGAGAUGUGCUCUAGUAUUCAUCUGUACCGUAUGUGUAUAUUGGAGUGAGAGUGUGUCGUGCGCACAGGCGCCGUAUUCAUGUGCGGGUAGCGGCCGGUGGUGUUGGGCUGUGCUUCAACAGCUGGAAUGGGAUUCUGACACGGUGCACGCAUGUUGGAUUUACCAGGUGGAACGCAAACAUAGCGACACGUGUGCAUGGGCCCUUGCGUUGAUGCGCCUGCUGAUGUGUUGGGGCUGGUUGCGGCGGGUUGUGGCGGGGAGCAUGAGGGCUGGUGGACGGGGCAAAUGCACUUCGGCGGUUCGGUCUGCGGACAGGGUUUGGACAUGCGCACGCAUGUCUGUGGUCAAGUCUCUCAUCGCAUCUUCAGACUUAAAGCUGUGCGAAGAGUUACAUCUUCCAUGUAUACUUCAGCU
Molecule: messenger RNA, 1881 nt
Organism: Chlamydomonas reinhardtii
Lineage: Eukaryota; Viridiplantae; Chlorophyta; Chlorophyceae; Chlamydomonadales; Chlamydomonadaceae
Exons: 6
Coding region: 88-1359 (423 amino acids)
Biological process (GO): protein ubiquitination
Cellular component (GO): cytoplasm
Molecular function (GO): ice binding; ubiquitin protein ligase activity
Source: RefSeq, a predicted model, not a curated record